Molecule: messenger RNA, 2232 nt
Organism: Dichomitus squalens LYAD-421 SS1
Lineage: Eukaryota; Fungi; Basidiomycota; Agaricomycetes; Polyporales; Polyporaceae
Exons: 9
Coding region: 1-2232 (743 amino acids)
Source: RefSeq, a predicted model, not a curated record
AUGUCGCACACUUCCACUCCAGCACAAGCAUCUGCGAGUGCCGUCAAGCGCGUCCCGAUCUCAGGCCUCCCGCUCCCGCCCCCACCGCACUCGCUCAUCCACGCGCUCACCCCAGACCCGUACACGCCCACCCCCGCCGAAUGGCACAACAUCCGCGCGGAAAAGCCCAGCCUGCAGCGCCGCGCACGGCUGCUCACGCCCUCCGCGCACUUCUCCUACGUCGCCCCGUGCCCGCUGCCCUUCCCGUUCCGUGUGGAGUACCCCGAGGAGGCGGAGGAGCCGCAGGAGGGCGAGGACGCGGAGGCGCAGGGCAAGGCGCAGGUCGCGGCCGUCGAGCGGUGGCUCGUCGAGCGGGAGGCGCUGCGCGAGGUGCCGGGGGCGGCGAAGGAGGGGCAGGGGAGGCUGAGGAAGUAUGUUGCGGAGAAGAGGGACGAGGAGAGGGUGCUGAUUGGGCUGGCGGAGACGGGCUUGAGGGAUUGUGUGCCGCACUUGGACGUCGGGGACGCGUUUGAGCUCUUGAAGGCGCCCUCGCUCACCGUCCCGGCUGGGCAGGGCGCGGGCGGUAGCGCGGGGGAGCGUGCGAGUGCGGAGGCGGUCGCGGCGCGCCAGGAGCUCGUCGAUGUACUGAGCGGAAACGCGAUACUCGUGAAUGGGGAGGGCGAGGUCGGAGAGCAGUGGGCACCCUGGUCGCUGAGGUAUAGCGGGCACCAGUUUGGGAACUGGGCGGGGCAGCUUGGCGAUGGCCGCGCUAUCUCUCUGCUCGCUACGCCCCAUCCUGACGACCCCCGAACGACCUACGAACUUCAGCUGAAGGGCGCGGGACGCACGCCGUUCUCCCGCAUGGCGGACGGCUUGGCCGUCCUACGCUCGUCCAUCCGCGAGUUUCUGUGCUCAGAAGCCAUGCACGCGCUGGGCAUCUCGACGACGCGCUCCCUCUCCCUCAUCCACCUCCCGAAGCUCCCCGUCGAGCGCGAGCGCAUCGAGUCCGCCUGCGUCCUCACGCGCGUCGCGCCCUCCUUCAUCCGCAUCGGCUCGUUCGAGGCCCUGAACCCCCCCGCGCAGAUGUACUUCCUCGGGGGCGGGCAGCAAGCGGCCGACCUCGACGCGCUCCGCGUCCUCGGCGAAUGGGUCGCACGCCACGUACUCGCCCUUCCCGACGUGAAGUGGCGCGGGGACGAGGGCGCAGAGGGUCCGGGAGAUGCGUGGGGCACGAAGCUCGUGCUGGAAGUCGCGCGGAGGAACGCGAAGAUGGUCGCGGGAUGGCAGGCGUAUGGGUUCAUGCACGGCGUGAUCAACACCGACAACGUCUCUAUCCUGGGGCUGACCAUCGACUAUGGUCCGUACGCCUUCAUGGACGUGUUCGACCCGUGGCAUAUUUGCAACCACAGCGACCAAGAAGGUCGAUAUGCUUACAAGUACCAGCCCGCUAUGAUUAUAUAUGCACUACGGGCUUUACUCAACGCCCUCGCGCCGCUCAUCGGAGCCGAAGACGAGCUAGGCGGAAAGGCCGUGUCGCCCGGCUGGGCAGACGACGCCUCCAAGGACCAAGCGAAGGAAUGGAGCAAGAGGGGCACCGAGCUCGUGAAGGACGAGAUGGAGCGCGUGAUGGAAGAGGCUUGCGCAGUCGAGUACGGCCGCCUCAUGCACAGGCGACUGGGCCUGCGGCGCAUCGACAAGGACGACGAGUCGAAGUUCGCCCGCCCGCUGCUCUCUCUUAUGGAAGACCACAGCCUCGACUUCCACCGCACCUUCCGCCGAUUGUGCUUCUUCACGCCGUCGGUCGUGGCGUCAGAAGAGAGCCUCAAGGCGUUCAUCGACAGCCUGCUCGAGCUUUCGUCGGAGCCGGAGAGGCUGGACCGCAUACGCGGGCACAGCGACUGGUCCGAGUGGCUCCGGAAGUACGCGGCGCGCAUCGAGAGCGAGCGCGACCACUGGGACGGGGAGGGUGACGUCGACGCGGCGAGGGAGAGGGAGGCGAAGAGCGCCAACCCGCGUUUCGUGCUCAGGCAGUGGUUGCUGGAGGAAGUCAUCAAGAAGGUCGAGACUGACACGGAGAGUGGGAAACGGGUGCUUGGGAAGGUCCUCCAUAUGGCUUGCAACCCGUACGAGCCGUGGGGCGCAGAAGGCGUCGAGGAUGAAAGUGGCCUGGAUGCCGAGACCAAGGAGGAAAGGAGGUAUUGCGGUAUGGGGGAGCGGAAGCUACUUGGUUUCCAGUGCAGUUGCUCCAGCUAG